UGAGAGAAAAAAAUAGGGGAAGGGAGGGAGAGAGGAGAGAAAUAAAAACAGCACAAGAGGACAGCAGGCAGCACGGAGGAAAAAAUCCCUCUGAGGUUCCACCAUGUUCCUGCAGACUGUCUCCAUCCUCUUCCUCUCGGCCGUCCUCUUCGGCUGCCUGGAAGGGAAGGGUGUGCAAAUGCAGCGAGAUGUUCAGUGCUGCAUGCAGUACUCUCACGGCAAAGUCCGGACCAAAGACGUUCUGAGGUAUGAGAGGCAGACAGAGGGACCAGAUUGCAGCAUAAGAGCCAUAAUAUUGUACACCAAAAAGGCGGUGAAGUGUGCUGAUCCAAGGGACAGGAAGGUGAAGAGGUUACUACGGAAACUGAACCAGAGGCUGGGAGCCAAAACCCGCAGGACCAUGUGGCUACAUCCGCAUAUGAAUCUGCCCGUCAUGUCGGAGGUCGCUGUUGUUAACUCCCAAAAGAUGAACAAGACCAAGUGAAUGUUGAAGGAGGACAGGUGAUCCAUGAAACUCCAGCCUUCUCGUGUGUUACGUUCUUAUAAGAAAAUACAUGUAGACUCAAAGCAUUCACUACCAAACAGUAUGUUAUCCAGAUAUAUUGUGAUAUUUAGAUGUCCUCUCAAAUGACUGUUAAUCUAUAUGCCAAAGUAUUCUUCUCUGAGACUUGUUAAAGGUUGUUUAUAAUCUCUGCAGCUAUGUAUAGUCUCUAUAACUUAUACAAGCUCUUCUAUAGAGUCCAGUAAGCUGGUAUCACUGUUCUCGAUCAAUUUCUAGUGCAAUUACAGAUUAUCUUGUGUAUGUUAAAACACAACUAAUUUUUAUAUAUAAAAAUAAAUG
This is a messenger RNA of Sinocyclocheilus grahami, 841 nucleotides long. Its product is annotated as C-C motif chemokine 17-like. Gene Ontology annotation, biological process: immune response. The record is from RefSeq and is a predicted model, not a curated record. Gene Ontology annotation, molecular function: chemokine activity. Bases 104 to 484 code for a protein of 126 amino acids. NCBI's taxonomy places the organism in Eukaryota, Metazoa, Chordata, Actinopteri, Cypriniformes, Cyprinidae. Gene Ontology annotation, cellular component: extracellular region. The transcript is spliced from 5 exons.